AUGUCACAAUUCUGUACAAUGCCAGCUGGAGAGAAGAAGAAGCACGCAGCAGCUAUUUGUCGAGAAGUCCACAGUACCAAUGGUGACGUGAUGGAUCUGGGAAAGAAGCAUAGCACCCCCAAAGAUAUCAUGUUGGAAGAACUGUCGCUGCUCUCAAACAGAGGUUCACGCCUGUUCAAGAUGCGUCAGAGACGCUCGGAAAAGUACACGUUCGAAAGCAUACAAAAUGAGGCCAAUGCGCAGCUUAACAAUGAUAUCCUGGCCCAGAGUGCAAACAUGAUUGAAAUUAAAGUGGAUGCGCCAACCAAUGGCGACGUGCCUGAUCCAGAUGCGACUGUUCCUGAUACAGACACAGAGAAGCUAAAUGCUGCCUCUCUGCCCAAAUCCUACCACUCUCCCUGGGAGGAGGCCAUCAUCAAUGAUCCAGGCCUCGCUGAAACUUUCAAACUGGGCAUGCCUGCGAUGGACCCUCCACCAGAACUUCCCGAAUACAAAAGCUUCAACCGGGUGGCAACCCCAUAUGGCGGGUUUGACAAAGCACCGAGAGGAAUCAUAUUCAAACUUCCAGAACUGGAUCUCAACCUUCCUAAGUACCCAGAGCUCCAGGAUCCGGGAAUGAAGAGGCCCACCUUCAACAGAAGCGCCCAAGGAUGGAUAUCUGAGGGCACCCACCUCAUCUUGCCCACAAUCACCCUGGAGUCUAUCCAAAUCCCAGAGUCCGAAGACCUGUAA
This is a messenger RNA of Nerophis lumbriciformis (worm pipefish), 732 nucleotides long. The record is from RefSeq and is a predicted model, not a curated record. Lineage: Eukaryota; Metazoa; Chordata; Actinopteri; Syngnathiformes; Syngnathidae.